AUGCCGCACUUCCAACCCCAAUCGCCCUGCAACUGUCUCGCCCGGACAGCCCAAGCUCUCAAUCGCUUCCCAGACUUCCCGACUAGAUCUUCACCAGAUACCCUGUACAUACCUGCAGAUGAAGUCUUCAUCCUCGGAGCAGCUUUGGUCGAGCACUGGGAGCUAUUGCAUGGCUGCCCCGUAGCCGAUACACAUCUGGAUGCGCGAAUGCUGCAAACAAUGAUAGAUGCUAUAGUAAAGACGCUCACGCUAUACGAGGCAGCUGUUGCAUCUCUACUCGAAGGUUCGGAUAAGACCCAGGAGCCUAGCAGUGGGGGUAUCGAUCGAUCCAACAAGCCAUCGAGCACUCGCGACAGAAGCAGGGAUAGAUCGGUGGAAACAAAGCCCGCAGUAAUUGUAACUGAGGUGACGGGAUAUCUGGGGAGUAUGCAGCUAGAUAGCCGUGAAAUGGUGGUUGUGGCGCGUGAGACUCUGCGUCAUGCUACCAUGCGGUUGGGAGAGAUGCUGCAUGAUAUCGAGGAGGAUAUGAGUAUUAUGCGAGAUCCGGCGAAUCCUUCGCAAAGGAAUGAACAUGUGGGGUUGGGGGAGGUGAGACAGCUCACGUCUCGGUUGCUUCAAAUUCUGGGAAGAAUUAAUAGUAAUGAUAGUACCGCGAACGAAGAGUGA
This is a messenger RNA of Penicillium samsonianum, 666 nucleotides long. RefSeq lists its product as uncharacterized. The transcript is spliced from 2 exons. The coding region runs from base 1 to 666 and encodes 221 amino acids. Lineage: Eukaryota; Fungi; Ascomycota; Eurotiomycetes; Eurotiales; Aspergillaceae. The record is from RefSeq and is a predicted model, not a curated record.